AUGGAAUCCCGUCGUUAUCGCAGCGGACACUCCCGCUCCAACUCGGCGAACAUCCUAGACUACUCUUCCUCCGAUCGCCAUGGCCAUGCCUCCUCGCAGGCUCAUGCUCAUCCAACGGUUACACCCACCGCUCAGAUCGCCACAAACCGUCGGGGUGUAAGCCAGCUGGAUAAUCAUCAUGGCAACGGUGGCGGCGGCGGCGGUGGGGGUCAUCAUCAUCACCAUCAUCACCACCAUCACCAUCAUAAUCACCGUGAACGAGCUAGAGAAGGUCCUACGCCUUUCUUCGACGACGAUGGCGACAAUGCUGCUACGGAUAACGAAGCAAUCGUUCGUGAUGCUAAUGGUGGCUAUGGCGAUAACUUUGAGAUCCCACAUCGGAUGCUGAGGAUUAUCAUGCCGGAGUUGUUUGAGCAUUUGAAUGAAGGAUACACAGAACCUCACCUCGCCGAGCCCGUCAACUUCAGCUCUCGGUAUUCGACCCAAGAUAACGAACGACCUCGUCAGCGAUUGGAUAUCGAAACAGUCAAGGCUCUGAAUAAGCAACGAGUCGCUUCACUGGCUGAUGAUGCUUGGAUGUAUGAGGCGGAGGAGGAUCCGAAUCCGACUCGUUAUAGGAAGCAGUUGUACUAUCGCUGA
Messenger RNA from Orbilia oligospora ATCC 24927, 639 nucleotides. RefSeq lists its product as uncharacterized. Bases 1 to 639 code for a protein of 212 amino acids. NCBI's taxonomy places the organism in Eukaryota, Fungi, Ascomycota, Orbiliomycetes, Orbiliales, Orbiliaceae. The transcript is spliced from 2 exons. The record is from RefSeq and is a predicted model, not a curated record.